AGAACAUGCGAUGUUAAGAAAAUUACAGAAGAUCACCAGUUAUGGUUACAUUGUACUGUUCAAUGUACAUGCCUUGGGUAUACUGUGAUUUUCUCAAUAAAAAAUUGAUGAUAAAGAAAUGUCCCAUACACGUCUGUCACACACUCAUCAAAACUACAAAAUAAAACACGGGAAAUAUUAAGGGCAGCCAAUUUAAACUUCAUAGGACCUAUGUAGCGAGGACCCGAUGCGAGGCCCAGUGGACUUCUCUGUGUCCGAUCCUGCCAUAGAUGCAGUCUAUGGGUCCUACCAGGUCCUACCAGGUUCUGUCUCAGGUUGCCUGGUAACAGACGCUGCUGCACCUGCGCGUUUAAAAAUGUCUACACCCGAAACUCCACCACGUCCAAAGAAGCAUAAACGUUUGCAAAUGUACAGACAUGAGUGGGAAGACUCGAACCCCUGGCAAUGGGUGCAAGGCAAACUGUGUUUUCUGUUGCUCAUGGACUGGCUGAGGCAGCAUCAGGGGACCAACAUGUAAGAAACAUGACAAUAGAGAGGACCCAACCAGCAGAUCACAGUUUUUCAUCCCCCCAAUCAUUUCCUGAAGUCGAUAUGGUAAGGGACAUCAGUAUAUGGUUGUGAAUUCUGAUCUGAUGUGGCCAUAGAUUCUACAGUACUUUACUGACUCAAUAAAUGCCUAAGUUGUUUAUUAUUUUUUAAUGCUUUUUAGUUUUUAAUAAACAUUUAAUAGCCUAUAUGUACCGUAUUUUCGCGACCAUAAGGUGCACCGUAUUAAAAGUUGCAGUCUCAGUUACGGGUGCUAUUUCUGUAUUUAACACAUACAUAAGGUGCACCGGAUUAUAGAGCGCAGGCAUGGUAAAACAUACCGGUAUGCUAGCUUAAAACAUGCAUGCUAGCAUGUGUUUUAAAAAAGGCAGUGGAAGCAAAACUGAGUUCAGUUGUACUUUAUUGAAGUAUUUAGCAAUAUUUUCACAUUGUUUUUUGAUCAAUCCUCUUUCACAAAUCCAUCAAAGUCCUCAUCUUCUGUAUCCGAAAUGAACAGCUGGGCUAGUUCUCCAUGGAACACGCCAGGUUCCCGCUCGUCAUUGUCAGAGUCAGUCUCGUUGCUGUGCGGCUCCUCAUAAAUGAUGCUGGCUUUUGCGAAAGUUCGAACAACAGUGCAAGCAGACACGGUAGCCCAAGCAUCCGCAAUCCAUUCACAAAUUGUGGCGUAACUCGCCUGGCGCUGCCUCCCAGUCUUAGUAAAACUGUGAUCGCCAUCUGUCAUCCAUCGCUCCCACACCGUUCGCAACUUCACUUUGAACGCCCUGUUUACACUGAUGUCCAGCAGUUGAAGUUCCUUUGUCAAGCCUCCUGGAAUGAUAGCAAGCUCCGAGUUCAUUUGCUGCACUUGGUUUUUCACAGCGGCUGUGAGAUGGACGCGCAUGGAGUCACAGAACAACAGGGAUGGUGACGUGUGGAAAAAACCAAGCCAAACCAAUGUUGUUGAUGCACUAUAUACCAACUGGGGGCAUGCCUUUAGCGUCUUCUUUCACGCCCACACUUCCCCUUUAACGUUCUCAUGCUGUCCUCUGUCACGUCCGCCUUUUCUCUGUAUAAGCAGCGUGUCGGCAGGAAAUGCUCUCAGUCAGUCAAGCGGAGCCCUCAUCAAAGUCACACAAUAACAUUUACAGAUUUUGGAACUCGGUGCACACAUAAGGCGCACCGCAUUAUAAGGCGCUCUGUCCAUUUUGGAGAAAAUUUAAGACUUUUAAGUGCGCCUUAUGGUCGCGAAAGUACGGUAAUCAAUAAUUAGCCAAUUUGCCUGUCUAAAGAGAAACUCACUUAGAACUCUAUGUUAACAGUACUAAAUAAAUCAAUCUGUCAGGGCUGCUCCAGCAGGCUCUGGCUAGGGCUCCUCCCUCCUUUUGUGUUUCUUCCUUUUUUAGGUAUCCUGAGUGUUGUGGCAGCAGCGGCAGGUGAACAAUCAGGGGCAGUCAGCGGAAGCAGGAACAGGUGUGUCGGAGCCAGUCAGUCUUCCACCUCCUCUCCAUAUAUUCAGACGCCAGUCACCACUUGGACGCCAGAUUGUGAAUGCACAUAUUGGAACCGUCUGCCCCUCUUUGGACUUCCCUACAACUACAGUUCCAGGCAGACACCGGGAUCCUCUUCACCCACUCGCCAUCUUCAGUCUGGACCCCAUUCUGCCGUCGCUGCCUCUAUCUUCAGCUCAGCCCUCAGCCCGUUACCCCCCUAGUCAGCUGUCCGUCCCCAGCACGAGCCAGGUUGAGGUAUUUAGAGUCGUGUAGUUAAACGUUACCUGAGACUCUGUUUUUUUUAGUGAGCUUACUUGCUCUUUCGCUUUGAGUCUGCGUUAUGUUUUCUACUUAGUUUAGUUCUUCCGCUUAGAGUCUGCAUUGAGUUUUCUAGUGAGCUUAGUGGCUCUUCAGUUUUGGGUCUGCAAUAGUGUUUUCUACUGAGCUUAGUUGUUCUUCCGCUUAGAGUCUGCAUUGAGUUUUCUAGUGAGCUUAGUGGCUCUUCAGUUUUGAGUCUGCAAUUGUGUUUUCUUUAGUGAGCUUAGUUGCUCUUCCGCUUUAGUUUGUGAUGUGUUUUCUAGGGAGCUUAGUUGCUCUACAGCUUUGAGUCUGCAUUGAGUUUUUCUAGUGAGUCUACUUGCUCCUUCGCUGUGAGUCUGCAUUUUUGUAUUAGAAAUGACCAUCUAGUCCACCCGCCACUAGGGACUUCCUUGCCCUUGUAUACAGUGUGGUUUUUCCAGUUCCUGUCUCCGGAGACCUGCUACUGGGAGUUGUAGUCUUUUGAUCCUUACGCUUUGUCAAUAAAAGUAUUCUUGUUGGCUUCAGCUUGUCUCGAUCUCUGUUCCUGCGCUUGAGCCUCAAAGAAAACCGUAACACAAUCAAUAAAUACAUGCAUACACACAUAAAUAAGUCAAUACAUAAAUUGUGUUCACAUAAGAUUUAGAUGUGGAAAAAAACUUCUGCAGAGAAUUUCUUUGUACAGUAUUCUGCAUUCAGUUGUUUAUGUUUUCGCAGAAUACAGUAUUGCACACUGGUUGCUCAUUACAUUAUAAUUUAUUAGUAUGGUUUCACUGUUUAAAAUGAUGCCACUUCUUUUCAGACAGAACCUGCGAUCGUAAAACAAUACAAAAUUCUUAGUUUCGUGUUAAUAAAGCACUUAAAGCUUUAAGGUUCUUCUUCAGAAUAUACCACUCCUUGGGUGGUAGUGGCCCCAAGCCCAGUGAAGUUGGAAAGAUAUUCCCAGAUUCGAACUUCUGGCAUCAGUAACUCAUUAGAUAACUCAUUAGGAAUAACAUUGGUGUCUAUGGAGUGAACAGGGACUGUCUGCAAAUUGCAAAACCGCUGCAACAGCGAAGAGAGACACAAAUGCUCAAUAACUUAACUCUUAUGUACUGUAGUGUCACCAAAAUCACUGCAGCCUUCAAUUGGCUCCUGUUGACACCAAUGUUAUUUCUGCAACUUGAAAGAUAGUUACUGUUGAUCAAACUGUGCUUGUAGCACAUUGUCUAACAAUGAUGGAAGAGGCAUCGUUUAUGUUUUGACAACGUAUCUCUAAUGAGUUAUUGAUGCCGGAAGUCUGAAUCUGUGAAUAUCUUUCCAACUUUGCAGAACUGUGGCCCCGAGGCGCUGUGGUGGGUGUCCUUUAUUUUCAUUUCUGAAAGGUGGCAACCCUAUCCAGCGGUGAAACGAUAUGCGACUAAACAUAUCAUCGCUGGUCAGAUCAGGCAGGAGUCCACAGAAAAUUAUGGAGUCCGACAUUGUUUUGGCAAAGUUACACAUGGGAUGCCACACUAACUUUGGUGACCUCUGAUAGGUGUAACCGGGUGUCAUUACCGCCGAUGUGAAUAAUAAUCUUACUAUAUUUAUGAUUAUCCUUAGCCAGCAGUUUCAAAUUUGAUUCUAUGUUUUCCGGUCUGGUCCAUGGGAGGCAUUUGACUGUGGUCGCUGGUGCCACUAACUUCACGUUUCUGACUAUGGAGCUGCCAGCGAUCAGAAUUAGUUUCUCAGCAGGUGUGCCACUGAGUGGGGAAAAAUUAUUAGAAACAUGAAGCGGUUGGUGGUGAACACAGGGUUUGAGCUUAGGACUACUUUUCCCAUGAACUGUCACCCAGCCACCCUGGCUUCUCGGUUGAUCGGGAGCUGCCAGGGGACGGCUAGCAGAAGUUACGCUAGCAGCUAUGUUAUUGCGGUCCGCAACGGCUAAUGGGGCCUGGCUAGCUGCUAGCGGGUUGAUUUCCAUGGUGAGAGAGCCUUGCCUCCAGAGUUACAAAAAGACUACAUGUAUUACACGUACCAUUAUCGUUAAAGGAGGCAGAGGAGUAACUGAACAUGUGACACACCGAGCAGGAGAGAAAAAGAGAGGAAGAGGGAGAAGCCAUGCUAAUUGCUAAGACAGCAGACCAGAGAUAACAGGUUAAGUUAGAAUUAAGUACAAGACUUUGAGUAUAGGUGUUUGAAGAGAGCAAGUGCAUGGUAUGAUUCAAAAUACUAGCAUUACUCAGAGAGAUUUGAUGAAUAUCAAAUUACACAAGGUGAAAAAGAUUCCUAUCUAUCUAGUCAGAGAACACAACUCAGCGCUAGAACAGAAAAUGACGCAAUAUGCUCAUUGUAACAUCAGACGUCGAGCAGAGUUCACUUCUGUGGACACUAUCUGUUGUGUUCUGUACCUGUUCCAAUACUUUUGCUGACCGAAAUAUUUUAUGUUCCAUUACAAAUAAUGCUAUCUUAUAAGCUGGGUAUCAGAUCCAGAUGUAAAUACCUGGAAAUAAAAGCUGAAAUGUUGAUCUCUUGUUUAAUAUUCAUUGUUUGAUGUCAAACCCAAAUGUUUUCAGUCUACAGCAAAAAUAAAGGAAUUACCCUCACUGUUCCAAUACUUUUGGAGGGGAGUGUACAUGGAAGGUUAUCAUUGUAUAAAAUAAGUUUUUCAGGGGAAAAACUAAGAAUUCACACCAGAGUUGAAGGAGUUUAGGGGAGCGAUUCUCAUUUACAUUGAUUUGGUUGAUGUACAACCGAGUACUGGGGUUUACCACAAAGUGUGAUGGUAAAGUAAGCCAGUUCUGUUAAGUCACUAGCGGGAGUAUCUCAUUCUAGAAAGCCUCAAAUGUUAACUGUUAUUUCUCUUGCUAUUUCUUUAUCAUUGAUUCAGAAUAUUGGAAUUGAGCUUAUAUUAGUGAAAAUAACCCUUUCAAUGCAGAAGUUUGAUGAGCAAUUUAAGCUAGUAGAACUUUGCAAAACAUUUAUUACUGUAAAAGAUUUUCUUUGUCCGAUAAUGGAACUCAGUUGUUCAUUAAGCAAUUAAUGUUAAUGUCACAUGAACAACCUGUUAUCAGGCAGUUUAUCAGCUGUGUGUGGCUGUCAGUGAGCUUGUUACUCCAGGUUAAAGCACUGAAGCUGACCGUGUUCAAUAAUGGACGCACUGGCCGAGUAAAGUCAGAGAAGCAGACACUUCUUCUCAUUUAUUUAGGUUUUUAAAUGAAGCAGUUUCCGUUGAAUUAACUGCAGUAAUGUGAGGAUUAUUGUGUUGUUUACUGACAGUAGGUCUAGAUGGCCCCCGAUGAAUCACCACCUUAUCACGGUGGAGGGGUUUGAGUGUCCCUGUGAUCCUGGGAGCUAUGUUGUUCAGGGCAAUAGCCCCUGGUAGGGUCUCCCAAGGCAAAUUGGAAAACCCUGAUGACAUCACACAAGACAAAAGCCGCUACCUCGCCCAGACCAGAGAAACCGGAGCCUCUCCCAGGAGCCAGGUCUCGGGGGGGGAGCUCAUCAGAGAGCACCUGGUGGCCUAGCCUUGGGGCCCCAUGGGGCUCGGUAGGGCACAGCCCAAAAAAGUAACACGGGGUCGCCGCCCGGUGGGCCCACCACCCACCGGGCAGGAAAUCGGGGUCAGGUGCUGUGCCAACCAGGGCAGUAGGCAGGAGUGGGUGUCUAGGCCCCCUUGGUGGCGUAGACUAGCCUUGGGGACAUGGAACGUCACCUCACUGGCGGGGAAGGAACCCAAGCUGGUGCGGGAAGUGGAGCAAUACCGGCUAGAUAUGCACUUGCUGUGCAUGGAGGUGACUCCAUGCACAGCAAGGGUUCCAGAACCAGAAUCCUGGACAGGAGUUGCCCAGGGUGAGAGGCACUGGGCGGGUGUGGAUAUACUCACGAGCCCCCGGCUGAGCGACGCAUUUUUGGAGUUCUCCCCAGAGAAUGAGAGGGUCGCCUCUCUGCGACUUCGUGUUGCAGAGGGGAAAAUUCUGACUGUUGUUUGUGCUUAUGCACCGAACAGCAGUUCGGAGUACUUCUUGGAGUCUCUGGGCGGUGUCCUGGAAGGGGUACCACCUGGGGACUCUAUAGUUCCCCUGGGGGACUUCAACGCUCACGUGGGCAAUGACAGAGAAACCUGGAGGGAGGUGAUUGGGAGAAACGGCUUGCCCGAUCUGAAGAGAGAAGCAGAGCUGUCAACUGAUCACCACCUGGUGGUGAGUUGGAUCCAGUGGCAGGAAAGGCUGCCGGACAGACCUGGUAAACCCAAACAUGUAGUGAGGGUGAACUGGGAACGUCUGGCAGAGGGCCCUGUCCAUGUGGUCUUCAAUUCCCACCUCUGAAAGAGUUUCUCCUGCAUCCCGGGGGAGGUUGAGGACAUGGAAUCUGAGUGGGCCAUGUUCAAAGCCUCCAUUGCAGAGGCGGCUGUUAGGAGCUGUGGCCUGAAGGUCACUGGUGCCUGUCGCGGCGGCAACCAAGAACCAGCGGUGGACGCCAGCGGUGAGGGAAGCUGUCAGGCUGAAGAAGGAGGCCUUUUGGGCUGGGCUUGCUCAGGGCUCUCCUGAAACAGCUGAUGGUUACCGGUUGGCCAAAAGGGCCGCAGCUGCGACAGUUGCGGAAGCAAAAACUCGGGUGUGGGAGGAGUUCACGGAGGCUAUGGAGAAGGACUUUCGGUUGGCCUCAAGGAGGUUCUGGCAAACCGUCCGACGCCUAAGGAAGGGGAGGCAGGGCUUUGCUCAGGCAACAGUCGGGGUGGAGAACUGUUGACCCGUACUGGGGAUAUUGUCAGGUGGUGGAAGGAGCACUUUGAGGAACUCCUGAAUCCGGUAAACACGUCCUCUGUGGGGGAGGCAGAGCCUGAAGACUCGGGGGAAUCUUCGUCCAUAUCCAUGGUAGAGGUCGCCGAGGCAGUUAAAAAGCUCCUUGGUGGCAAGGCGCCAGGUGUGGACAAGAUCCAGCCUGAAGGCUCUGGACAUUGUUGGACUGUCUUGGCUGACAUGUCUCUACAAUGUCAAUGUGGGCAUUGGGUACGGUACCUGUGGAGUGGCAGACCGGGGUGGUGGUCCCCAUUUUCAAAAAAGGGGACUGUAGAGUGUGUUCCAACUACACAGGGGUAUCACACUUCUCAGCCUCCCUGGGAAAGUUUACUCUCGGGUGCUGGAAGGGACGCUCUGACCGAUUGUCGAACCUCAGAUUCAGGAGGAGCAAUGCGGAUUCCGUCCUAGGAUUUCUUCCUACUGGGGCCUCUUGCCAGGUCAUCAUUGUAAAUGAGAAAUUGUUCUCAACUGAUCUUACCUGUAAAAUAAAGAAUUAAUAAUGUAUAAAUUCAGUGAAGUCCGUCACUCAGUUGGCAUAGGACAUCACACUUAAAAAUAAUCUAAUACUAACAAUGUUUCUUUAUAGCGUACAUGUAUGAUUCUUACCCAUGUGUCUGUCAUCUCUGUAGCAAGUCUGGUCAUCUGUCUUUGGGUUUCAACUGUCAGAAAUUGGGUUUCUGCAUACUCUUGUAUGAUGGUUUUGUAGGAUCCACCAGCCAUCAACAGCAGUGGAACAGGGCAAACACAGAUUUUGUCUGUGCCCCUCUUGCAGCUCUGGAUUUAACACCUUCGCAGCCACAGGUUGGAGACGGGGCUCGCUUUGAUCAGUGGAGCUGAGACACCAAGACACUGCAAGCAAGACAUUCUCCAGAUCUGGCACGAGGGCGCAGACUAACGAAACAGGAGGAGGCAAGCACAAGAGCCGACUUUGGAGAAUUCCCCUACACAGACCUCCAUGGAUGUAUAUUGGGCCUGUUUUAGCCUCGAGACUGGUUUAAACCCCCAGUCACUCUCCAACCUACAAGGGACCAAAUACACAUUUGGACUGAUUCCUGAGCCAUUGAAGGGGGGCUCAGGAACCUUGAUGACAACUUGAAAGACAUUCCACUCACUGACAAAGGAACUCUGGACUCAAAUCAGAACCAACAAAGACAAUCAUUCCACAAUUCUGGACUCAACUCCUUUCUAUGUACAUCAAUGGAUGUGUUAUCAGGCAGUUCACAGAACAAAUUAACUUUUCAAUAACAUCCAGAUCAAUCUACAUCUUGCCUUGUCUUUAAUCUUCUAUUUCUCCUGAUUGGUAUCAACAUGAUAAUUCUUAACAUGUCUGUCAUUCACAUGAUCAUAUUUGGUAUCAUUUUGAAAUACUGUCUGUCAGUAAAAUCAAAUUAUGUUCACCAAAUUACAGUAUUUUUGGAGUUAUAGAUACCUCAAAAUUAUCUGCAAAUGCAAUUAUGCGAGGGACAUCUGGACUUUAGCCCUCCCCAACGGAGGUUGGUCCACAUGCCCACUUUCCUUAAUGAGAUGCAAAAAUCUGUUUUAAAACAUCAUGCCUGAAAGCAGCAUUUUGAGUUCUCCUUUACCAUCAAAUCCUCCUGCCUGAGAACAAUCCUUUACCACCAAGUUCUCCCGACUAUUGAAGUCUCCUUGCUAUCCAUCGUUCCGAGGCUCCACCCUAUCCACCGCUGUUUUGACCCGCUUCCACAGGCAGACCGGACCACAUGCAUCAUUGUCAUUUUCAUCAUCUCAUCACCAUCAUCAUGGCACGCAAAUACCUUUCAGUCACUGGAACUUUCCCAGAUUAUAUUUUCAAAGACACCAUUUACAGGCCAACAAAUUUGUCUGCUAUCAAAUCGACGGCUGCUUUCAGGUGUGGUCUCUUUAUCCCUUUCCCUUAGAACCCAUAUUUCAAGCAUAAUAUUAAUCCCAAUAUUACGUUAAAAUAUUGUGUUCUCUUCACUUAAUGUGUGUUAUUGUUGUUGUUAUUGUUUAGCUUAAU
Molecule: messenger RNA, 9071 nt
Organism: Amphiprion ocellaris (clown anemonefish)
Lineage: Eukaryota; Metazoa; Chordata; Actinopteri; Pomacentridae
Exons: 2
Coding region: 5810-6598 (262 amino acids)
Source: RefSeq, a predicted model, not a curated record